Molecule: messenger RNA, 1808 nt
Organism: Chrysoperla carnea
Lineage: Eukaryota; Metazoa; Arthropoda; Insecta; Neuroptera; Chrysopidae
Product: zinc finger protein 184
Exons: 2
Coding region: 109-1569 (486 amino acids)
Biological process (GO): regulation of transcription by RNA polymerase II
Cellular component (GO): nucleus
Molecular function (GO): DNA-binding transcription factor activity; RNA polymerase II cis-regulatory region sequence-specific DNA binding; zinc ion binding
Source: RefSeq, a predicted model, not a curated record
AAUAGAUGAUAAAGUAGUACGCGUCAUUUAUACAGAGACCAAUAUUCGAUUAAAAAAGUGACUGGUUAAAAGUCAGAAAACUUAUUUAUCAAACGCAUUCUUAUCAUAAUGAAAACAUAUAGCCGAAAAAAACAAGGUGAUUCCACUGAUGUCAUUAUACAUUUAAAUGAGUUGUGUCGACUGUGUUUAGCAAAAGAGGACGAAUUAGUGCCAAUAUUUAAUGAUGAUGAUCCAAUCCCACUUACUCUCCGAAUUAUGGCUUGUGUGUCGUUGGUGGUCUUCGAAGGUGAUGGUUUACCCAACAUGAUUUGCCACCCUUGCCGAUAUCAACUGGAUAAAUCAUAUGCAUUUAAAAAAAAGUGCGAAAAUUCUGAUAUAAAAUUACGGCGACAUAUAAAAUCAAUUCAAGAGAAAGGUGGUAGUAUUGAAGAUGCUACAGAUAUUACAGAAGAUGUACCAAAUACAGAAAAGGAAUUCGAAGAAGGUGAUAAACUAAAAACAGAAACACCAAACAAUGAUACAACUAUGGAUACUGAAAUUCCAAUAAGUUCAGAACAAGAUUUUGUUGGAGCUCGUGUUGCGUAUAUUGAUCCUGAAUCUGAUAUAAGAGAGGAAAAUAUGGAUCCGGAAAAUAUAACAUUAUCAUUGGAGACUGAUGAAAUAAAUAAAGAUGCGUGUACUUUAAAAAAUUUGCCCUUAAAAUGUGAAGUUGAAGAAGAUCCAGAAGAACUUUUAGAAGAGAAAGAUGGUAAAUCUGAUUCAACGAUGUUUUUGGUAUCCGACGAUCAACCUGAUGAACAACAGUUUAUUGUUACGGACAGCUAUAAUAUUGAUCAAAACUAUUUACCUGCCAUUGCAGAUGCAGUUAAAGCAACAUUAGCUCAACAACCUGGUAUUGAUAUUUCUGGGCAAAUUCAAAUGAAAGUUGAUAAUGUUCCAGGAAAGCCCACACAAAUUCAAGUUACCACCGCAGACGGUUCAGUUAUUAUCAUGGAGUUAUUAACGGAAGAAGAGCAUCAAGGAGACGAUGGGGAAGAUGAAGAAUUAAAAGUUUUUCAAUGUCCCAAUUGCCCUAAAGCCUUUUCACGACGAAUACAAUUACGCAGGCAUUCAUCUGUGCAUAUGGAACAACGUGGAUUUAGUUGUGGUAUUUGUGAAAAAUGGUUCCCUACAAGAUCGGCGCUCAUUCGCCACGAGAGAAUUCAUACAGGCGAGAGACCAUUCAAAUGUGAAAUGUGCCCAAAAAGUUUCGCUCAAAAAGAAAUUUUGUAUCGUCACUUAAUGAUACAUACUGGACAAAAACCAUUUAAUUGCCCACAGUGUGGCAAAGGCUUUACUCAACGAGAACCAUUACGAGUUCAUAUGAGGUCGCAUACAACACCUAGCCCAGCUGAUAUUCAGUUACAUAGGUGUACACUAUGCCCCAAAAUGUUUUGUCAUGCAUCUGGAUUAAGUAGGCAUUUAGUAACACAUACAGGGAAAACUUUUAAAUGUCGAGAUUGUGAUAAAGCAUUUACUGACAAAUCUUCUUUGCGAAGACAUCAUAAAAUCUCAAAUCACCAGCCAUAGACAUAGAACUUUACAGUAAUUCUGUAGUUAUAAAAAGUUGACUAGUACCAACCCAUCUCAUUUGGUUUAAAUAAAUUUUGUAUAUUUAGCUCCCCUACACAUUAAAAAGUAUAUAACUGGUGCUAAAUUUACAGAGAUACGACCGCGCUGUUUUAAGUUGAAAAAGACCAAUUAUACGAACUACUGAAUCCAUGGCAGGGCGAUCAGUGAAGGCAAUAAACAAUAAAUAAUGCGUAUUA